This is a messenger RNA of Trichomonas vaginalis G3, 1341 nucleotides long. Its product is annotated as positive regulation of centriole elongation. Gene Ontology annotation, molecular function: ATP binding; ATP hydrolysis activity. The record is from RefSeq and is a predicted model, not a curated record. Lineage: Eukaryota; Parabasalia; Trichomonadida; Trichomonadidae. The transcript has a single exon. Bases 1 to 1341 code for a protein of 446 amino acids. Gene Ontology annotation, biological process: endosomal transport; vacuole organization.
AUGCAGAAACGUAACCUAUUCCAGCAAUAUUUCAACGACGGCGUCAAUCUCAUCAAGAAUGCCGUUGCUAUGGAUAAUGCCGGCCAGUACGAGCAAGCAAAGAAUUAUUACAAUCAAGCUGCUGCCAAGUUUAACUUGGCCAAGAAGCAAGCAGGCCCACAAACAUCCGAAAACCUUCUCAACAAGGCUACAGAACACGCCGAACGUUGCACUAAGAGAGCAUCUGAGUUAGAUAAUAUACAACCAGCGGCUCCUUCAGCAGCCGGAGGAUCCAGCGGUGCAGCCCAAGCCUCUAAGCCGAGCAACAAGAAGCAAGGCGGCGGCGGUGGAGGCGGCGGCAAGGAUGGCAAAGAAAACGACGAAAACAGCGAAUUCGAAAGUCGUAUGGCAAGCGCCAUCCUUGUUGAAAAGCCAAACAUCAAGUGGGAAGAUGUUGCUGGUCUUAACGAAGCUAAGCGUUCUCUUUACGAAGCUGUCAUUUAUCCAAUCAGAUUUAAACAGUUCUUCGUCGGUGAGCGUACCCCAUGGAGAGGUAUUCUUCUUUACGGCCCACCAGGUACAGGUAAAUCCUACUUAGCUAAGGCUACAGCUUCCGAAGCAAAUAACUCCACAUUCAUUUCUAUUUCUACAUCCGAUCUUGUUUCCAAGUGGCUCGGUGAAUCCGAAAAGCUUAUCCGUGCUCUUUUCGAUACAGCCCGUAAAUCUGCUCCAGCCAUUAUCUUCAUCGAUGAAGUCGAUUCACUCCUCAGUGAACGUAGCGAAAAUGACUCUGAAUCAUCCCGCCGUAUCAAGACAGAGUUCCUUGUCCAGAUGGAUGGUGUCGGCAAGUCAAUGGAAGGACUUCUUGUUCUUUCCGCUACAAACACACCAUGGAUUCUCGAUCCCGCUGUCAGACGUCGUUUCGAAAAGAAGGUUUACAUUCCUCUCCCAGACUUCGAGGCUAGAAAGGCCAUGGUUACACUCAGAUUGAAGGGAACACCUCACAACAUUACACCAGACCAGGCUGAGAAGAUCGCUCACAUGACAGAAGGCUACUCCGGUGCAGAUAUCAAGAUUCUCUCUCGUGAAGCUUCAAUGCUCGCUAUUAGAAACCUUAUGGAUAAGCAGGAAUGGUUCCGCAUGACAGAACGUGGUACAGUCGAGGCUUGCGCUCCAAACGCUCCAGGAGCAAGAAAGUGGAGCCUCAGAGAUCCAGAUUUCCCAGCUGAUAAGAUCGAAUCUCCACCAGUUAAGUUCGAGGACUUCAAGGAGGCUAUCUGCAAGAUCCACCCAACAGUUUCUCCAGCCGAACUUGUGAAAUACCAGACCUGGACUAACGAAUUCGGUUCUGAAGGCAAUUAA